Messenger RNA from Ornithodoros turicata, 4454 nucleotides. RefSeq names its product zinc finger protein 431-like. The transcript has 4 exons. Gene Ontology annotation, molecular function: RNA polymerase II cis-regulatory region sequence-specific DNA binding; DNA-binding transcription factor activity, RNA polymerase II-specific. Bases 302 to 2527 code for a protein of 741 amino acids. The record is from RefSeq and is a predicted model, not a curated record. Lineage: Eukaryota; Metazoa; Arthropoda; Arachnida; Ixodida; Argasidae. Gene Ontology annotation, biological process: regulation of transcription by RNA polymerase II.
UUCUUUCCUUCCUUCGUACAUGGCGGCGCGCACAGCGAACGUAAAUAUUGCAGCGUUGAACCAGGUUGAACAUUGAAAAGUGGUGCUCUGUCCGCGGAGACAAUAUUGGGAUCUCCACCAUUUGACGGGACCCUUUUUUUCUUGCCGUUAAUGUCGAUUCUCCAAGCCAAUUGGAACCAAAGAACCUCGAGCAGAAGUGCUAGGACGAAACCGAGACCCCCAUGCUUAGAAACCCGAAGAGACAGAGAUCUGCGUGUUUGGGGCGUCAAGUUCCAGCCCUCUGGAUUUUCAACCCCGAGAGAUGGAGCUCUCCCUAAAGUUCGGUGGUCAACUCCCAAAAGUAAAAUUGGAGCCUCUUGACGCUAGCCUACCAGAACAGGGCCAGCAACAGGAAUGCAACGAGUUUUCAUCAGGAGGCAACAAUUACGGGGCAACUCGAGGGAUGAUCCAAAUUAAAGAAGAACCUCGAGAGGAAUCUUCGGACGAACAUCCGAUCAUUGAAGUGAAGACAGAGCCUUACAACACUGCAAUUUUGGACCAGGUGGGACACAGCCAUGACUCAACGUCAGAAGGAGCAAAAGAAAGCAGCGGUGGGCUUUACAUCAAGGACGAGCUCAGAGGCACCUGCGAUCACGCAUCUUCAGGUCUCUCCUUUUCAAGUGCACAGUUCGAGAUCGGCACAACAACAGUUGAACCACAGUGCCAAAACGAUGCACUAGUCACCACUGAUGGUCGACCCACAGAGCAAUCUUCAGACCAGAGCGAGACUCAAGUGGCAAGCAAGUCAUCGACGUUCGGACAUGAGAAAGACAGGCUUUAUAACCCCAACAUUUGUUUAGCCGCAUGCAUCGACACUGGCCACUUGGAGGUCCAUGUCAAAACUCACAAAACAAAGACACUUACCUGCGACAAGUGUUCCGCGACAUUCCGUCAUGCGUCAACUCUGCGAGUGCACGCAAGACAUUGCACGGGACUAGGCUCGCAGAAGUCGAACGUAAGUGCACCUGCAUGCGCAUCGAGCGCACACGAGUGCAAUCUCAGCCCUGCAGAGUCCGGCCACAGUAUGUGCCUGCAGCGUCGCAAGCGCACGCUCGUGGGCAAGAAGAGCUUCAGGUGUGAUCUCUGUGGUUUUGAGUUCAACAAGAGGUACAAGCUGCGCAAUCACAAGAAAGCACACAUGAGUGAGGGGCUAUACCAGUGCACCUUCUGUCCUGCACAGUUCAGGCAAAGCGCGAUGCUGAAGUAUCACAAGCAAAAACAUACAGGCGAGAAGGCCUAUAAGUGUGACCUCUGUCCUGCAGAAUUCAGUCAUAGCUCUAGCCUGUUGCGCCACAAGCGGACACACACAGGCGAGAAGCCCCAUAAGUGCGAUCUCUGUCCUGCAGAGUUCCACAAGAGGUGCGACUUGCAGCGUCACAGGAGAACACACACGGGAGAGAAGCCAUACAAGUGUGACGUCUGCCCUGCGGAGUUCAGCUGUAGCUCGAUGCUGUUGCGCCACAAGCGGACACACACGGGCGAGAAGCCCCAUAAGUGCGAUCUCUGUCCUGCAGAGUUCCACAAGAGGUACGACUUGCAGCGUCACAGGAGAACACACACGGGAGAGAAGCCAUACAAGUGUGACGUCUGCCCUGCGGAGUUCAGCUGUAGCUCGAUGCUGUUGCGCCACAAGUGGACGCACAUGGGCGAGAAGCCCCAUAAGUGUGAUCUCUGUCCUGCAGAGUUCCACAAGAGGUACGACUUGCAGCGUCACAGGAGAACACACACGGGAGAGAAACCAUACAAGUGUGACGUAUGCCCUGCGGAGUUCAGCCGUAGCUCGGUGCUGUUGCACCACAAGUUGACGCACAUGGGCGAGAAGCCCCAUAAGUGUGAUCUCUGUCCUGCAGAGUUCAGCGAGAGGGCGGGCCUGCGGUCUCACAAGAAAGCACACGUGAGUGAGGGGCUAUACAAAUGCACCUUCUGUCCUGCACAGUUCAGGCAAAGCACGACGCUGAAGUGUCACAAGCAAAAACAUACAGGCGAGAAGGCCUAUAAGUGCGACCUCUGUCCUGCAGAAUUCAGUCAUAGCUCUAGCCUGUAUGUCCACAAGCGGACACACACGGGCGAGAAGCCCCAUAAGAGCGAUCUCUGUCCUGCAGAGUUCAACAAAAGGUACGACUUACAACGUCACAAGAGAACACACACGGGAGAGAAGCCAUGCAAGUGUGACCUCUGCCCUGCGGAGUUCAGCGACAGCUCAAUGCUGUUGCGCCACAAGUGGACGCACAUGGGCGACAAGCCCCAUAAGUGUGAUCUCUGUCCUGCAGAGUUCAGCGAGAGGGCGGGCCUGCGCUCUCACAGGCGAACACACACGGGAAAGAAGCCAUACAAGUGCAAUGUCUGCCCAUUGGAGUUCAGCCACAUGAAGAGUCUGUCAUAUCACAUGCGAAAACACACAGGCGAGAAGCCCUGUAACCCUGUAUCCACACGAGUCAGUUUUCUGCCGGCAGCAAGUCGGGAAGGAGUGAGAGGAUAUCCGAGAUAAACGUGAUCACUACGCGUCUGAAGACGCCCGCUCAUUCUCUAGCAUUCGCAAGAGUCAUUUUCCCGGCGGCUGUCAGUUUUCCGAUCCCUUCUGUAUUCGCGCUUGCAUAUCGUCUGUGUCUAGCGUAGGAUGGACCAAUGAAAGAAAAAACUUAUUGCGCUUGGGCUCCUUGUGGAUGAUUCAGAGUGCAUUCACGUGAGAAACGGGACAGGAUAUGGGCCAAAGGAUAGAUUCCGAAGAAGCGCUACGGAAUGUAAAACAGCGUUAACGCAAAUCUCCAUGUGGACGACCCAAACGCCUGUUGGAGUAUUUUGAGAAUAGACGCUGUCACAUUCGGUUUUAUUUUCCACUAAUGAAGCGUAUCUCGAUGCUGAGCAUCAAUAUAGGCGCUACAGCGUGCCGACAAGUGAUGGAUUGGCGAUGAAGCUGUGGUGUCGAACUACAGGUAGUCAAUAAUUAAUUAAAUUAAAUCAGAUCAACUUUUCUUUUCCUUUCGGUAGGACGAGUAGCUUCCAAUUAUUAUGUUUUUAUACAUGUAUUGGAAACGUGCAUGCAAACGAUUAUGUGUAGUCAACAUCUGUCCAGCGAAAGAAAUAUCCACGUUUAUAAAAUUCAUGCUUGUAUUCCGUGUCUGUUUCGUCUCGCGUAGAGAAAAAGCUUACUAUGCAACACUACAUUGUAGGUAUCUCUCUAUAUAUUGCAUAAUUGUUCCGAAGCUGCUGCGCUGGUGUGUCAUUGCACCACUUUCGCAGUAAAGCCAAGCAUCGUUGGCGUUCCAAUUCAGAAUUUGCCAUAGUACAGUGAAUGCCGUUGUAUGGGACACAUGCAGAACAAUCCUGAUGAAAUAAAAAGCAAGCGCGAUAAGGAUCCGUUGCGUCACCUCCUCCUUCUGCCGACAGCAGACGCCGCCGGUCGUCAGAAUCUGUGCCGGGAGGACAAGAUAUCCAGCUGCCUCCGACUGCCGCUCCGGAGAUCAGAAAGUGGUGACGUUCCCUGACGACUGAGCGUCAGCCGGCAGAAAACUGACUCGUGUGAAUACAGAGUAAGUGUGAUCUCUGUGCUGCAUGGUUCAGCCAGGGCACGAGACUAUAUCACAAGCGAAGACACACAGGUGAGAAGCCCUACAAGUGUGGUCUCUGUCCUGCAGAGUUCAUCGAGAGCAUGAAGUUGAGGUAUCACAAGCGGAAACACAUGAGCGAUGGGCCCUAGUAGUGCUAUCCCUGUCCGGCAGAAUUCAGCCACUGCGCAGACCUGGUGCAAUACAAGCGGACACACAUGGACGAGUGUCUCUGUGCUAUAAACUUGAGGCAGAGCACAAACCUCCAGGGUUGCUGUAAGUGCACCUUCAUGGGCAUGAGGAAAUGCGACCUCUCUUUUGCAGAUUUCAGCCGCAGCACAAACCCACACCAGCCGGAGGACCAGCAGAUCACGGACCUGUGGCCUAGUAAGUGAGCACGACACACUUGGGACAGGAGCUGUACAAGUGCUGCCGAUUCUUUUCUGUUGCGUGUCCUCAACCUCAACGCAGAUGGAGAAAGGACAGCAGGAAGGAGUGAAGGGCAGGGGGUUAUUAUACGUCCUGGACCGAGUCCAGGGCCCAAUAAAGCACAGAUGUCCUUUAGACGUCCAGAGGAUGAUUUUAUUAGGACAUUUAGUGUGUCCAUAAGAUGUCCGGAUAUGUCCAGUAUACGCUGAAAAGACGUACGAAUCAAAUGCUUGUCAAGAUCACGUUGCGGAGGAUAUCCUGGGUGGAUGUUUUCCCCUCUACUGGGUGUAUGUCUGAAACACAUGUAGAAAUGUCCGUCGGAUGUUCUGUCUACAUCUGCCUCAAUACACUGUAGAUGCCAUGCAUUAUGACACCACGCAGGCUCUAAACUGCCAACCAGGGUUUAUUUCGACGAAUAAAUUAUUCCCCUUUCUUUCAUUA